Molecule: messenger RNA, 721 nt
Organism: Spizellomyces punctatus DAOM BR117
Lineage: Eukaryota; Fungi; Chytridiomycota; Chytridiomycetes; Spizellomycetales; Spizellomycetaceae
Exons: 1
Coding region: 280-591 (103 amino acids)
Source: RefSeq, a predicted model, not a curated record
CACGACUGUAUCGCAGCGAUGCGAAUCCCCCAUUUUCACGUCCUUGGCGGCAAGGGAAAUCUUCAAUGCCUAUGUUUCUUCCUUAUGGAGGGGUCCUUAAUUAAGCAUUGCCGAUACACGGAUGGCAAGAGUGGUUUGUCAAAUGCCUGAGUUGUUUCACCACUAUUCCUCCCAGAUGCUUCAGAUAUCGCACGCAACUCCCUUGAGAUGUGACAAUGAAUCUUCUAUGCCGCACCAGUUAGGUGGAACUUUUAAGAGGAAUGUGUGCUGCCUAAGGUUAUGAGUACAUCCCCGAGAUUAGAACCAGUUAUUCUGGGAGUUGCGCGGGACGCUCUCAAGUCGAACUUCAGAGACGUUUCACAUGGUGCGAUCUGGCUAUGUCCAGAAUAUGUGGUUGACAUUACCGUGAUCAAGGGAGUCGGCCGUAUGUCCGCCCGGUACAUAUUGCCCAUCAUGGUGAACAACUGCACACAGGAUAUUGUUCGGUCGCGAGUGGAUUGGAAGUAUGGACCGCGUCUCUUGUUCAUCUUGGUCCUGCACUUGCCUUUAAGCAAUGUGACCACUGAGGCAAUGGCUCCCGUUAAUGUAUGAAGAUCGCACUCUUCACGAACCAGGAUAGAAUUGUAAAUAAACAAAAGCAAAAGGUGGACGGUCAAAUACCAGCCUAUACACUUCCCAAAUAGGUCAAUAUAUUGAUAAUAAAUGGACCUUCGUCCUGUCG